This is a messenger RNA of Boleophthalmus pectinirostris (great blue-spotted mudskipper), 2688 nucleotides long. RefSeq names its product transcription cofactor vestigial-like protein 4. The record is from RefSeq and is a predicted model, not a curated record. Gene Ontology annotation, biological process: negative regulation of DNA-templated transcription. Gene Ontology annotation, molecular function: transcription coactivator binding. Lineage: Eukaryota; Metazoa; Chordata; Actinopteri; Gobiiformes; Gobiidae. Bases 201 to 968 code for a protein of 255 amino acids. The transcript is spliced from 6 exons.
AGGCAGCGAUCAGCUCCGAUGCUAAUGCUAACGCUGCUAAUGUUAUUGUGGAUGGAGGCAAGAUUUGUCGACGAGCUUUAGUCCCCUACACGAUUCAGUGGCCUUGUUAACGAUCUUAUUUAUUAUCUGAUCACCAACUGCGUAUCUUACCACAACCACACAUCGCUAACAUCAAUGUUAGCCUCCAGGCUGUCCGUGUGAUGCUCGUCUCUAUAAUGGACCUGUUGAACUCUCAGCUUCUGGACAAGAUGAACAACAACCUCGGCAGACUCUACUUUGAAGAUGAGUCCAGGGCAGCCACCUUGUCCACUUCAGUGACAGGUAUCACUGGGCCUCCCUCACACUGCCCCAGUAAACGAAAAUAUGGAGAACAAAUGGAAGAUCAAAUGAACUCAGAUGAUGACCACAUGGCCAAAAUGAGACUUUUUGCUUCCCAAAUGGUCAGACCUGCUGCUGGGAACAAUCGUAACGAGCACUGGAGCUACAACCCCAUUCCUGUCGAGCCCCUCUCUGCCUCUAAUGGUCUCCAUGGAAACCACCUGUUUGCUUCCAUCCCGAGCUUCACUGUGGAUCAGCCUCUGGCUCUGACCAAAAGCACUCUGGACCCUACUGCUGGAGGAAGGGACAGGCCUGUUACUGCGGGCAGUGCAGAGCGACAGCAGAAUCGACCCUCAGUAAUUAUCUGUGCUCCUGCAAGCAACCGCAACUGUAACCUAUCUCACUGCCACAUGAAUGGCUCUUCAAGCCAAGAGUCUGACCAGAAAAAGGCCAAUGCUCAAACUGAGUGUGACCCAGUGAUUGAGGAGCACUUCCGCCGCAGCCUCGGGAAAAACUACUCAGAGCCAGAGUCCAACUCUGUGUCCAUCACAGGGUCAGUGGAUGACCACUUUGCCAAAGCGCUUGGUGCCACCUGGCUCCAGAUCAAGGCCAAGGGUGGGGGUCCACGUGCCCCAGAGGCAGACCCGUGAACCACAGGGCUAAACUGUUCAAUCACUUUAAAGUGAAUACUGUGAGUGCAGAUCACACUCUUGGUUUUUGCCAAGCACACAUAUUUUACAAACCUAAGAACAAUAUAAAGGUGCUCACAUAUACAGACUGUUUGUUGGGCUCAAAUGUCCCAUUUAACUUGUGAAACACAAAUUCUUAUUGUGAUAUUGAAUUUAUAAUUCAUAAAACUAAGAGAAACGUAGCAGUGUUGAAUAAGUUACAUUCACAUUAAUAUCAACAUGACAUUUGGGAUGUACAUUUGAUGACCUAACAUACUUUUAUAGCCAAAGAAAUUCUCAGCAUUUUGCAACUUAAAAGCCAUAGAUUGACCCAGACUUUCCCAUUCAUCAUUUUCAUUGCAGUUACUUUUAAUAUUAUAUUACUUGAACAACUUGCCAGGUCUAAUCUGCAACACUGCAUUUAAAGAUCUCAGAUGGCAGGUUACGCCAUCAUUUGGAACUAGUAUUUUUAAGUGUGAUUUUGCAAUCAAGUCUUCUUAAAACACUAUGUAUCUGAUAACAAAAUAACUGGACUUAUCCACUAUUAACUUAAAACCAGUAGAAUAUUCAUGCAGAUUUUGAUCAACUAAACCAGAUACCAGUAGAUGACUAAAACAAUGAAACUUGUUUCAAAUGGCUGGUUUCUAUUACAAUCUUUAUUCUAUUCAGUAUAUUAUCUCAGAUUUUAUUUUUUAUCUAACAAUGUUGUAGAAUUACUCACUGCUGGAACAGUUGUAAUCAAUAUAUUUUUUGUAUCUGGUUUUCAUGACUAUAUGUGGGUGUGUUAGCAUCCAUGUACCAUUUACAGCCUCUGGCCAGGUUGUCUGAGUGCAGAGUGUGGGACUGCAUGUGUUGGUCUCUAUGGAGCUGGACACCAGGGCUUAAUACAUGACUGAGCAACAGUGACCUUUGUAGCAGACUUUAUUUAUUCUCAACAGGAAGUAGCCUCAUAUUAACUUAGACAAAUGUGGUGAGGAAAAGUAACUGUGUAUUGCUCCUCUGUUGGCAGUUUCUUUUUUUUUUAUUGUGAAACAUUCCACUGUCCACCACUUUUUGUGCCUCAUCUUUAUGCAAAAACUGUUACUUUUCCACUUUUAGGUUUAAAUCAGAAUUACAAUUUUGUUAAGACAUAAAAUAAUUUGUUUAUCUAGUGCCACCUGUAGGUCAACACUGAUUAUAGUAUUUUAACUCCUGAUGUCCUGUCUGUGAAAUACAUUUGUAUUUUACUGUACUGGUCUGAAAUGGUUAUACAAGUGCUUCUAUUUUAUUUACCCGUAUGAGACUAUCAUUGCGCCGAGCGGAAUGAUUAUCAUCACUUAGUUUUGUUAAGAAUAGUGUACUCAUGUAUCAUGGAUUAAUUUCUAACCAUGUUUUUGUAUUGACUUUUACAAUGUGAUUCAUUUCCACCAUUAGUUAAAGUGCAGGACCACAUCUUUCGGAGAGAUGCCUGGACAGUUUAGAGUUUGUAGUUUUCUGUGUGUACCAUAGUUGAGGGAUUAUCUUCGUCUGCUUGUUUGACACAAGUAGAGUGGUAGAAGUAUGGGCUUUUAGACCAUUUUUAUUUAAAUGCUUUAUUUUUAGACUACCUGGAUGUCAGAGACUGUUCAGACAAAUAUACGUUUCAUAUCAUUUAGAAAAGAAAAGAAUUGUUAAUUCUCUGGAAGAAAAUGCCACUGUUUUAUACUUUCUAUAAUUUUCUUUU